AUUGAAACAUCACCAACCUCCAGUAGUCCAAUGGAUGAAUUAAUUACCUGGUGUCGCAAAGUCACUGAAGGCUACAGAGGUGUCAAAGUGACCAAUUUAACAACAUCGUGGAGAAAUGGUCUGGCUUUCUGUGCCAUCAUACACCACUUUAGGCCUGAGCUCAUAAAUUUCCAGAAGCUUAAUCCACACGACAUCAAGGGCAACAAUAAAAUGGCUUUUGAUGCAGCAGCCAAACUGGGGAUACCAAAACUACUGGAACCUGCAGAUAUGGUCCUUUUAGCCGUCCCAGAUAAGUUGUGUGUCAUGACCUACCUCCAUCAGCUGAGGUCCUACUUCACAGGCCAGACCCUCGCUCUCCAACAGAUUGGGCCUAGUACUAAUGAGAGUACUUACACCUUAGAAGAGCGCGAUGAAGAAGACGAGGAAAGAGUAUCAGCAGAAAUGUACGGACACAAAGCCCCUGUUCGAAAAUCCUCAACAUCAUCGUCAUCAUUGUCAUCUAAACUCAGAAAAUCCAUCUCAGAUGCACAGGAUCUAGCACCCUUGUCAAGUCAGCAGAACUCACAGCAGCAGCAGCAGCAACCAGAACUGGCAACCAAGAAAUCCAAGGCCCCACCUGCCCCUCCCACCCAAACAUCCAGUCCCAACAGUAAUCUUAGUGCAGAAAGUCCAGCUUCUGUUGCCACAGCUUCUGCUGCUGGUGAAAAAACAAAUGUGCCGCAAGCAGGAAGACAUUAUGAAAAGAAUAAAAAGAGGCGAGCCCCAAGUCCACCUCGCAGCAUUCAGGACAAGAAAUUAGCAGCUGAGAAUGAAUCUCUUAAUCCUUUUGGUUCAGAUGAGGAGGAGCAGGAGGAAUUUAAUGAACAGGUAAUACUGCGGCUAACAUUGUCAGAGGAUGAGAAGCAGCAGCGAUUACGUGAGCAGGCCAAGAAGCUGAUAGCUGAGGUCAGGCAGAGUGAGAAGAUCCCAGAGCACCCGAUAGUCAGGCAGUUGAGUAGUGGAGCUGGAACUAAACCUAUAGGUAGGAAUGAGGGAAGCCAAAAUAUCUUCCCUCAUGAGCAUUUGAACCCAAAACCUUUAUUUU
Messenger RNA from Candidula unifasciata, 1084 nucleotides. Lineage: Eukaryota; Metazoa; Mollusca; Gastropoda; Stylommatophora; Geomitridae. The record is from the annotation of a GenBank genome assembly.